AUACAAGGAGCAGCAAAAGAAAGAGGAAAACAAAGGAAAGUCAGAAAGAUGGAAAAAGCAGAUAAAGAAAUAAAAGCCAAAAAAUGGAGGAUGGUGAAAAAUAUUGCCGUAGUGACGGUUUCGUUUGUCUUUCUAUAUUCGGCAGUCAUAGGGUUAUUCUUACUCCAAAGCAGUUUGAAUGCUGAGAUGGGUGUAAUUUCACUAGGAGCUAAUUUUGCGGCAACUGCAUUUUCAUGCAUCUUUCUUUCGACAAUUGUCGUUCAAAAGUUAGGAUGUAAAUUGUCCCUAGUCAUAAGUAUGAUCGGUUUAACAUUAUGGAUGGCGGCGAACCUUUACGCUUCGUGGGCAACACUCGUCAUUGGGGCUCUAUUAAUGGGCUUAGGUCCAAUAUGGGGAAACAUACUUUCUUCGUCUAUACUUUCGAUGUCCUCCAACAAUGCUGUUAUUAGUAGUAACACAACUGAUGUCCUAUCCUUUGAGCAUUGCGGAGCUAAUGAUUGCGGAUUAAUAGCUGGGGGAAAUGAGACAACUGUAGACUCUCAACGCCCAGAACAAUGGGUAGUUUGGACGCUGGUUGGGACUUAUGUUGUUUUUGGCGUCAUAUCGAUUAUUUUUCUAUCCAUUUUUAUGGACCCUGAGCCAGCUAAACAAAAAGAAAAGAAUAAAAAUGUUAAAUUUAGUGCUAGCUUGUUUACUUCGACGAUAUCGCAAAUGGGAAACAAAUAUCAAGUUCUAUUGGCGCCCCUGACAAUCUAUACUGGAAUGGAACAAGCUUUUAUGACAGCGGAAUAUACAAAAUCCUAUAUAGCAUGCGCUAUUGGAAUCGCUAGUAUAGGUAAAGUUGUUAUAGCUUAUUGCGCAUCGGCUGCCGUUGUAUCUGUCUUGUCAGGUAUGGUGGUAAAGAGACUUGGUCGUGCUCCUGUAUUUGUAACAGCUUUUGCCGCCCAUGUGAUAUGCCUAAAUAUCUUUCUUUUCUGGGUGCCUAAUCCAAAUGAGUUAUGGAUAAUGUUUCUAAUGCCAGCUGCUUGGGGAAUAGGUGAUGCUAUAUGGCAGACGCAAAUAAAUGCACUUUAUAGCCUACUUUUUCGGGAUAAUUCAGAAGCGGCUUUCUCGAAUUAUCGCUUAUGGGAAGCCGUUGGCAUGAUUGCUUCGUUCUCAUAUAGUUCCUUCAUAUGCAUUCGCAUAAAAAUUUACAUCUUACUCACUGUCUUGGCUAUAGGAAUUAUUUGUUUUCUACUUGUUGAAAUCAUAAUUAGGCGUGAAAAUCGGAGCGUGAAUAUUGCCGAAAAUGAAAAGACUUUAGCCGUUAGGGAUGAUCGUUUAUAUCCAGUCACUGAAGUUGUUAGACACAAGUCGCCUGUUUAUGUGCCUAAAUAUUCUACCGAUAAAGCUGCUGAAAUAAUUAGGCUAAGAACAAUGUCACAAGAUGGUACUGAAGGGCAAUCGGAACAAUAUUUCCGGAGAUUGAGCGUUUUCGUUCCUGUUGCCGAUGAGGAACAAAAUAAAUGAUUAUACUAAAAGCACACAAAGCGUUCAUAGAUAGAUAAUGCACGAUAUCCUAAUGCUUUACUUUUCUACAGUAUGAUGAUAGCCAUUAUCUCCUGUAUAAUUGUUAGAUUUUUACCAAAUAUAACCAUUCUUCACGACAGAACAACAAUCGAUUUUGAAAAAAGAUACAGGCGUAGUAUGGGAAAAGAAUCAAAUUUUGCACUUCAAAUUCAAAAACGAAAAAACCAUACUUCUCUGUUUAUAAACAGUAAUUGAUGCAAUCUUAUAGGCAUACACGUAGCAUUUCGUUUGGCGCGCGAACCAAAACCGGAAAGAACGUUACAAUCGUAGAACUUUUGAGUAUGAACUACAGAUUUACUGACUAAAGCUAAUUUUUUGAAACAUUUAACUGGUAAAUAAAAAAUUUAAAGGGGAGAUAAGUAAUUUAAGUAAAAAAUUAUUCAUUUUUAGCAAUAAUAUCAGUUGAAAAUCAGAAAUAUAUGGAUUCAAGUAGCGGAAAUGAAAAAUACUCAACGAACCCUGGGGAAGAAUACU
Dimorphilus gyrociliatus is the source of this 2043-nucleotide messenger RNA. NCBI's taxonomy places the organism in Eukaryota, Metazoa, Annelida, Polychaeta, Dinophilidae. The record is from the annotation of a GenBank genome assembly.